This is a messenger RNA of Scophthalmus maximus (turbot), 2532 nucleotides long. It is a transcript of the gene tbpl2, whose product is annotated as TATA box binding protein like 2. The coding region runs from base 1122 to 2111 and encodes 329 amino acids. The record is from RefSeq and is a predicted model, not a curated record. Lineage: Eukaryota; Metazoa; Chordata; Actinopteri; Pleuronectiformes; Scophthalmidae. Gene Ontology annotation, molecular function: RNA polymerase II general transcription initiation factor activity; DNA binding. The transcript has 6 exons. Gene Ontology annotation, biological process: DNA-templated transcription initiation.
AGAUGAACUACAAAAAACUCAGCGGUUCCAUCAGCAUGUUUCAGGGUUUUUGAUUCAUAUGUAACAAUAACUGACAUCUGGGUCAUAUUCAUACUCUUCUUUUUCUUCUUCAGAUGGAAUCUUAACGUUCGAUCAUGACGCGUCAUGUUAAAUAUCGCUGCCGCAAUGAAUUGUGGGUCUGUUUCUCUUUCCUCUCACAAAGAAGCUCCUGUGUGUCCUCUGCUAAAGGAGACAGGAAAGGAAGUCUGAACAUCAUCAUGGUGCUGAGGAAACACUUCAAGGUCACUUUUGGGAAACUUCCUAAACACAUUUGACAAUUCGACCGCAGUCUCUGAUUCUUUUCCUUUGAAUCCUCGUCGACAUGUUUCCUUCACCUCGUGACGUCAGAACUCUGGACCUUCUCACCAUGAGCCUCCAGUGAAAACUCAGUCAGUCGUUUCUUCACAGGAUCCAUCUUGUUUCUGUGUUCAGUUAUAAAAGAAUCAUCAUUAAUAUUCAUCUCUUCUAUCCUCGCGCUGCCAUGCCGCAUUGUUUACAUCCUGUGCGCAUGCGCGCAGAGCUCCGCUCCUGGCGCGUGUCUGCAGUGCAGCGCUCCGCCUGCAGGCGGGAGGGUGAAGUGCAGGUGGAGCAGGUGAGAGUGAUGUUCUCAUUAUCUUCUCUUCCAAACUCUGAACCAGUCAGACGUGAUCGAUCACUGAUCAGUUUCCGAUCAACACGAGGUCAGAAGCUGAAGAUUAAAACAGGAUUUACCUCUGAAAGUACAAAUUGACUUUGUGUCAGAGUGAGAGUUUGUUGAGUUCACGUCACAUCUGUGACGAUUGGAUGCAGCUGUGCAGGAUCAGGUCCUGGAUCAGGUCCUGUAAGGUCCUGGAUCAGGUCCUGGAUCAGGUCCUGGACCAGGUCACCUGCCUCUUCACUCAUGGACGAGUCGGCGUUGGAGCGUUACUUCGAUGACUCCAUUGCAAAUAACACGUCCCAUUCAUAAAUGUCCCUGAAUGCACCACCUGAAACUGGACACGAUCAGCUGAUCAGGGAUGACGUCAUGGGGUCAGUGAGCAGGUCAGUGUUCAAGGCACCUGAUAGAUCGAUUGAUUGAUUUGCUCCUGCAGGAAUCCAGCUUCAUGUUGGGGGAGGAGCUGGGUCUACAAGACCCCGCCCCCCCCCGGCAAGACGCCUCUCACCUGUCAGCGAAGGCGGGGCCACGCGGAGAGCAGGGGGAGGAGCUAGACCUCAGUUUUCUACCUGAUGAGCUCAGCACACAGGAUGACACAGCUGCUGCAGCAGAGUCUCAAACUGCAGCUGACACGUCUCACGACAGCGGCAUCUGUCCGGACUACAACUCCCAGGAUUCCACAGCAGCAGAGCUCCAGCAGGGGGCGUCCACUUCUGGAAUGGGGACCAGUGCCUCCCCCUUCUGUCCUAUGACCCCCAUGACUCCCAUGACCCCUGUGACCGAGAGAUCAGGGAUCAUCCCACAGUUACAGAACAUCGUGUCCACUGUGAACCUGUGUUGUCCUCUGGACCUAAAGUUCAUCGCCCUGCAGGCCAGAAAUGCAGAAUACAACCCAAAGGUUCUGACGAUGUCCCAAUGUCAGUGUCAGUCUGUUGUAAACGUGACUUUGGAAAAUAUGUCGCUGUUCAUUAUGGUGUUUCAGCGUUUCGCGGCUGUCAUCAUGAGGAUCCGCGAGCCUCGGACCACAGCACUGAUCUUCAGCUCAGGGAAGAUGGUCUGUACCGGGGCCAAGAGUGAGGAGCAGUCGCGGCUGGCAGCCAGGAAAUACGCCCGGGUGGUGCAGAAACUUGGUUUCCCCGCUCGCUUCAUGGACUUUAAAAUCCAGAACAUGGUGGCCAGCUGUGACGUCUUCUUCCCCAUCCGACUGGAGGGACUGGUUCUGACCCACCAGCAGUUCAGCAGUUACGAACCAGAGCUGUUUCCAGGCCUCAUCUACCGGAUGGUGAAACCUCGCAUCGUCCUGCUCAUCUUCGUGUCGGGGAAAGUGGUUCUGACCGGUAACGAAACUCUCCACGUGGUUGAUUACAAUGAUCUGUAUCACAUGACCACGAGGUCUGUGGUCACUCUUCUUCUGCACCUGUGGAAACUCUGCGUUUAGCUGAAUGCUAUCACUCUCUCGUGUAGCACGAGAAGUUUGCAUGAUUACCAAUGAGAGAAACAUGUUUUCUCGUCAUCCUGAUAUCUGAGAUACAGAUCACAUAAUUCAGAAAUGGAAACUCGUAAUUAUUAACAGGGAUCUGGUAAAUCAGGUCUCCAGAUCUCAGUUCUGAUUUGUGUAAUCAUGAAAUGCUGAUGUCAUGAUGCAGGAAUGAAGAUAUUGAACUGAUGAAACAGCUACGAUAGUAAUGAAGUUUGUGUCUUAUAAUUAUGGAAUACAUUAUUGUUGUUGUUGUAAAAGUAUGUGACCUAGUCCUUUUGAAAGUCAAAUUUCAAAAUUGAAUAGUUUUUUUCUCUGGCAAAUUAGUUUCCGGAUACUUUUCAUGAAUAAAGUUAAAACAGUUAUUGAGUCGUGUGCUGAA